AUGGGUCGGCUGGUGGUGGUGUCUGGGCUGACACAGACUCUGGUGGUGGUGUCUGGGCUGACACAGACUCUGGUGGUGGUGUCUGGGCUGACACAGACUCUGGUGGUGGUGUCUGGGCUGACACAGACUCUGGUGGUGGUGUCUGGGCUGACACAGACUCUGGUGGUGGUGUCUGGGCUGACACAGACUCUGGUGGUGGUGUCUGGGCUGACACAGACUCUGGUGGUGGUGUCUGGGCUGACACAGACUCUGGUGGUGGUGUCUGGGCUGACACAGACUCUGGUGGUGGUGUCUGGGCUGACACAGACUCUGGUGGUGGUGUCUGGGCUGACACAGACUCUGGUGGUGGUGUCUGGGCUGACACAGACUCUGGUGGUGGUGUCUGGGCUGACACAGACUCUGGUGGUGGGGAGACUGUGGAUCCUGAGGCUGUGGAGGUGCUGCACCUGUUGUUACUUUAUGUCCCACUGUCCCUGA
Molecule: messenger RNA, 477 nt
Organism: Knipowitschia caucasica
Lineage: Eukaryota; Metazoa; Chordata; Actinopteri; Gobiiformes; Gobiidae
Source: the annotation of a GenBank genome assembly